Messenger RNA from Colletotrichum higginsianum IMI 349063, 3150 nucleotides. Its product is annotated as Tat pathway signal sequence. Bases 1 to 3150 code for a protein of 1049 amino acids. NCBI's taxonomy places the organism in Eukaryota, Fungi, Ascomycota, Sordariomycetes, Glomerellales, Glomerellaceae. The transcript has 15 exons. The record is from RefSeq and is a predicted model, not a curated record.
AUGACCCAAGUUCGUCUUCCAUCUUCCACUGCAGCGUCUCCGUCCGCAAGGACGACGACGUCGUCAAGUCCUUCGCCCACUCCAUCGUUUGGCAGUACGCCGAGUUUCUUUUCGUCCCCUCCACCACAACAAUUGUUCCCAUCCCAGGGGUCGUCUUCGUCGACACCUCCACGGCGCUUUCCUACCCCUCCCUUCGGAUCGACGCCAAAUUUCGUCCUGUCAACACCUCAAGACAACACCUUCGUGUUCGGAGGCUUGCUACGGAGCACAGCGGAUGGCCCUUCUGUUACUUAUCCAGAUGAUCCUCUCCCUUCCGUUGAAAGAGAUUGGAGGAGCCCGUCGAUAGCUACGGGCGCCUCCAGUCGUCUCGACAACAAUGCUCGGACUCCCUCCUUCUCUUUCUCCCCGCCGCCGCCUUCUACACCUACGCAGCAUCGAACAGUUACGUCGGUUGUCACGAGCCCCAACGGGACCGCUUCGCCUCGGAGUCCCGACGAGACGGAGAGUGUCGCCGGUCGUCUGGGAAAUAUGAACCUUACGCCUCGCCAGCCGAGCUUGGCAAUGUCCGAUGUCGGGGCGGCCAUUGCAGAUGUUGCCAAUGGCUUGGACGAGCAAACGCCCCGGCCCGCCGCCUCUAGUCCGGAUUUUGGACGGCCUUCGCCGAGUCCUUCGCCGAGUCCCCACCCUCGACUCAAGGCAAAGAAGCUUCCUCACAAUGUCAAGGACGAAAAGCCUCCGUCCAACCGCUUUCAUGAUCCGACAGUGCAGCAGGCUUUCGGCGAGGCCAAGACCCUCAUGAGCAGCCUGGCUAACGCGCUGGGGAGCAGCUCUCUCCAUGUCAACCCCGACUCUACAAUCCAGAGGUUGCAUCGCCAGGCACAGGACUUGUCCCGUUUCCAGUGUCCAUCGACCCGAACUGUGGGGUUUGUCGGCGACUCUGGUGUUGAUAAUCAACAUCUGGCCAGAACGAGCAACAGCGGUGCUGCUUGCACCUGUGUAGUUACCGAAUAUCAUUACCACGACAGCAGGGACUUCGUCAUUGAUGUUGAGUUGUUCAGUCAAGAGAAGCUCAUGGACCAGAUCACUGAGCUACUCCAGACAUACCGUCGUCAUCACCUGCCAUCGGAAGAAAAUGAAACCGCCGUAGGAGCGGAUGUCAGAGAAGUGGAGGAUGUUGGAGAAGUGAAGGAUGUUGAAGAGCAGGCCAAGGUUGCUCACGAUACUUUUAAGGCCAUGUUCAGAGACCGGCUCAAAGAUGAGCAGGUCCUGACGACGAAGCCGAAGGAUUAUGUGCUGUCGACCUUGCGCUCGUGGGUGCUGGAAGCGCGGCCAUCGCAGAUUGGAGGGAUAAAGACGAGAAGUAGUCUUCAGGAGUGUUCCGACCUUCUGAUGCACUUGACAUCCGAGACGGCGGAGGCAACAGAGCCAGCGGUCUGGCCAUACAUACGGAAGAUCAAAGUCUUCCUAGACUCGCACAUUCUGAGCAAAGGACUUGUGCUUGUCGACCUACCUGGGCUCCGCGACCUCAACUCCGCGCGGAGGAUGAUCACCGAGCGGUACCUUGUCGAAUGCGACGAAAUCUUCGCCGUCUGCAACAUUGGACGAGCCAUGACCGAUGUCGGCGUCUUCAGCGUUUUCGAGCUUGCGCAGAAAGCAAAACUGUCCAACGUGGGCAUUAUCUGCACCAGAUCUGAUGACAUCCAGGCCUCGGAAGCCGUGAGAGACUGGACAGGGUCUUCAGCUGAACGAGUCCAGAAAUUAAGCAACAAUGUGUCAACGGUCCAAUCUGAGAUUUCCAACAUCGUCCUAGUGCUGCCAGAUGAAGACACAGGCGAGGAUUCGGACUGCUACAACAAACUUUUUCGCGACAAACAUAAGGCCGAAAAACGUCUGCUACAGCACCAAUUCAAGCUCAAGAAAUACUUGAUUGAGACGCGGAACACAGACAUCAUCAGCAAGCUGCAAACCCAGUACGGCGACGCGGUGCCUGCCAGAACCUUGCAAGUGUUCUGCGUCAGCAACACGGAGUACUGGGCAAAGCGUUCGAUGCCGAGGGACGACGCGCUUCCGUCGCUGGAGCUCAGCUGCAUUCUUGACCUGCGGAAGCAUUGUCUCUCCAUUGUUGCCGACACUCAGCUGGAAGCCGCAAAACAGUUCGUCGUCAAUGACAUCCCAGCCCUGGUUGGGGAUGUCGCGCUGUGGGUCCAGUCCGGCGCCGGGAGCACGGAUGCGGAGCACAAACGGGCUGUUCGUGAGACUCUGGACGAGGUUGAGCGCCGCCUGAAGAAGUACGUGCUUUCAUAUCUCUCCCUUCCACACUCUCCGCAUGCUCUUGGCUCUGACCGUUGGCGUCUCUCAGACCGAAACACCGACGACUGGACACAAUCCGCCAUCGCUGCCGGUAGCAAGUGGAAUGAGUGGACCCACCCAACUUACUCGGCGUUUUGCCGCAACUACGGCUGUCACUAUACAAAAGCUGUGGGUAGGUGGCACGAUUGGAACGAAGAGAUCAUCGCCGGCAUGGUCACGGAUCUAGCUGUACCGUGGCAGAGGCUGUGCUCGUCUUUCGGCGACGAGAUCGAACAGGCCAUCGACCUAGUCGAUGAAUCCAUGGAAUGGGCACUUGAGUUCCUCGAAGACGAACUCGAUGGUUUCUCUUUCACGAUGACACUCAGCCAAGUAUUGCUUUGCCAUAAGAACACCAUGCUCGCGGAGGCCCAGAAGGCGUACGAUAAUUUUGAAAACAGCCUGAGCACUCUACGAGUCGAUGCCCUUAGUGGGAUUCGGACUUCUCUCAUAGGCCAAGCGAUGGAAAGCUCGUACAAGGCUUGCAAUCUCGACUCUGGGGGUGGAAGCCAUGAAAGGCGCAAGGGCUACAUUAAUGGCACCAUUGCGCGCCAGGACCUAUUCCGAAACCUGAUGCGAGACUUUAGGAGGCGAUUGAAUGGUUUGGCGGACAGCCUCCAAGCUGACUUGCUCACCACCAUUCGGGCACACCUUGCCAUGAUUGAUGAAACGCUAGAUUUGAUCAGGAGGGAGAACGUAGCGACGGAAAGUGAGGGCAAUCCAGAGCUCAGAAGCCGUUUGGGAGAGGAAGUCUCACUGGCGACUGAGAAGACGAGACUCAUUCAGCAGGUUAUUGUUGGGUAG